Sipha flava (yellow sugarcane aphid) is the source of this 2382-nucleotide messenger RNA. RefSeq names its product myb-like protein D (gene ZC3H3). The record is from RefSeq and is a predicted model, not a curated record. The coding region runs from base 120 to 2255 and encodes 711 amino acids. Gene Ontology annotation, cellular component: nucleus. The transcript has 6 exons. NCBI's taxonomy places the organism in Eukaryota, Metazoa, Arthropoda, Insecta, Hemiptera, Aphididae. Gene Ontology annotation, molecular function: metal ion binding.
AUACCUUGAAGUAUUGAUCUUAAUUUAAAUCAGUUCAAUAGUAAAGAUUUCCAUCUAUUACUUUUUAUGUCUGUUUUUAAUAAUAUUGUAUAUUUAUUUAAAUAUUUUAUUGAACAUCGAUGGAGAUGAAUGAUUAUUUUAGUAAUGAUAAAAGUAGCACAGAAGAAGAAGAGUCAUCAUUAUUGAAACGAUUAAUGGCUCUAAAAAAACAAUUAGAAGAUGAUGAUGAACCAAAAUUACAUUCAACUCUAAAUAAUACUAAAGAAAAUGUUACUACUAACAAUAAUGUUGUUUCAUUAUCAAAGUUCAAGUAUCGUAAAGUGAAUAAUCGUAAAGUGAAUAAUGUUCAUAAAUCCCUUUCAACAAAAAUUGAUAAUCGUAAUUUUAUAAAGAACCCAAGUAAAAGUAAACAAAAUAGUUUGCUUGUUAAAACUAAUAGUUCAUUAUCUAAAGUAUCUUUUAAAACAAAUUCUUUACAAACAGCACUCAUCAAAAAUAUUAUUAGUAAAAAAAAACCUGAAAUAGUGAAAAGUUUUCAAAAAACAAAUGAGUACAAUUUGGAAAUUAAUGAAAUCGUGAAAAAUAGUUGUAUCAAGAAUUGUAAAACAUUGUUAAACAAGAAUGAAAUUUCUGUUUCACAAACAUUACUUAAUAUUGAUAAAUAUAUGUCAAAUGUCCAAGAUUAUUUAAGUUCAUCUAAGUAUGUUGUAAAUAAAGAAGUGUGCUCUUCGGUGAAUAAUGAAAUGAGUAAUCAAACUAAAAAUGUUCAUGUCAAUAGAAAAUUUCAAACCCGUUUAAUUUCUAAUAAUUUGUUGAAUUCAAACUUGAAAAAUACAUCAAAUUCAUUAGUCUCCCAUAAGAAGCCAACAAGUAUUAAGAAAAAACCUUUUAAGAAAAUAUCUGGAAAAUUAAUGAUAUCACCUAAUCUUGUGAAAAUAGGUAGUACAAAAUUAGUACGCCAAUCAUUAUUUAGAAAUAAAUGGAAAAUCAACAAUAAACUGAACAAUAAUGGAAAUAGUUUGAUUGCACGUAAACCACUUUCAACAUUACAAUGUCCAACAUUGAACACGAUAUUACCAUCUUAUGAUAAAACUAAAUGGACCAAUGUUAAUAAUCCAACGCCUAUACUUAAAUCUAAAUCAUCAAAUUCCAAUGGUACUAAUAAAUUAAAAUGGACUAGACCAAGUAUAUUAUUGGUGAAUAAUGUGAAAAACAAUAAUCAUCCCAUAGUACCAAAAUCUGACAAGUUAAUUUUAUUUGGAAAAAAUAAAAUUAUUAGACAGUCAUUAAUAAACUCAACUCAAUCUAAAACUAAUAAUUAUUUGCUCAAACAUUUUUCCCAUAGAUUUGCUUUAAUGAGAAAAUUACAACAAAAAAGUAGCACCCCUAAAUUAAAAAACGUUAUCACCAAUAACGAACAACAAAAUAUAUUGUUUUUCAAAAGAACUGUUCAUAAAACUGUUGAUAUUAAAAGAAAUGGAAAGAGAUCAUAUUCAAUGUAUUCAUAUAUAAAUCCACAACUUAGGUCAAAAACAAAUAAUAAUUGUAAUUUGGUAAAAACUAAAUCCUCAGAUUUAAAUACAUCUAAUUUAUGUACUUUGUCUAAUAAUAAAAUACCACAAAGUUUAAAAACUUUAAAUAAUAAAAAUAAAAUUCAAAAUGUCAGCUUAACAAACAAUAAAACCCUUAAAAACAAAAAAAUGUUCACCAAACAACUUUGUUUAGUUUUCAAUCGUUUUGGGGUCUGUUCAAAACUGGAUCAAGGAAAAUGUGAUAAACGCCAUUAUAAAAAAUUUAUUACAUUGUGCACAAAUUACUUAAAAGGAAAAUGUUCUAAAGAAAAAUGUACAUUGUCACACAAUAUUGUUGAAGAAAAAAUUCCAUUUUGUAAACACUAUUUAAAUAGUGUUUGUGUUCAAUUAAAUUGUCCAUAUUUGCAUGAAUAUAGAGAUAAAAAUUUGCCUAUUUGUAAAAAUUUUCUUCAUGGUUACUGUACUCUUGGCAAAAAAUGUCCUAAAAAACACUUGAAUCUAUGUCCAAUUUUUGAAUCCAAGAAUAAGUGUCCACAUGGUCAACAAUGUCUAUACCCUCAUUUUCAAAGUGAAGACAAAAACAUUGUUGAUGUUGAAAUUAAUGAACCUAGAUACUUUGAGAUAACCAUAUCUAAUGAUGAAUCAAAUGAGUCCAUUCAUAUUGUACCCAAGCGCCGUGCACCCUUAACAGAUUUACCAUCAUAUAUACCUUUAAAACAAUAGUAAGUGAAUAUGUUAUAUGUAUACAGGAAUACUUACAAUAUAACUAGUAUACAAUUAUUUAAAAAUAAUAAUUUUUAUUCAAUUAUAAAUUUUUUUACAUUUUUCAACUUGAAUAUUUUAUUAUUUC